Molecule: messenger RNA, 2022 nt
Organism: Rhagoletis pomonella (apple maggot)
Lineage: Eukaryota; Metazoa; Arthropoda; Insecta; Diptera; Tephritidae
Gene: Galk
Product: N-acetylgalactosamine kinase
Exons: 6
Coding region: 228-1835 (535 amino acids)
Biological process (GO): carbohydrate phosphorylation; galactose metabolic process
Cellular component (GO): cytosol; cytoplasm
Molecular function (GO): galactokinase activity; ATP binding
Source: RefSeq, a predicted model, not a curated record
CCCAGUCAAAAGCGCCACUGCAAAGUGGAUGCAUUAUAAAAUUUCUUCUACCUUCUGGCGUGGUGUAGUACUAAUUAAAUAGCUUUCUUUGUUUUGGGAUCAAAAAAAUGCCUAGCGUGAAGCGGUUAGGGUCCAAAAUGCGGUAGUGACGACAAACCUCUACCGCUAGAAAAAGUUCAGCAGCUACAGCGGCAACAUCUGCUUCUCAUUUAUAGGAAAUCGGUAAAAUGUCUGCAAGUGCGAAAGGCGUCAUCUGUAUGUCGAGUCUUGAACUUCGGCCGGAACAUCGACUAUAUUCGCGUCUCAGUGAACUUCACGAUUUUUACUGCAGCCAGUUUGGAGAGGAACCGGAAUUUUAUGUUCGUAUGCCUGGACGCGUUAAUAUAAUCGGCGAGCAUGUGGACUACUGCGGUUACCCAGUCUUGCCUAUGGCCAUUGAUCAGUGCAUUCUGCUCGCAGUCGGCCAAAAUGCGGAAAAUACAUUUCUACAAAUACGAAACGUCGAAGCAACGUACUACGCGAACUUCAAAUGUGAUUUGAAUGCCUUAAGCAUUGACUUACCCGCAAAUGGCGGCCCAAAAUGGUACAAUUACUAUCUGUGUGGUGUUAAGGGCAUCUACGACCAAAUUCAACAGCUAAGCGAUGAUAAGCAGCCAUUCAACCCACUCGGCAUGACAAUCGCGCUUAGCGGCAACAUUCCACCAGCCUCGGGCUUGAGUAGCUCGAGCGCGCUAGUUAGUGCCGCUGCAUUGGCCACAGCACAUGUUCAUCAGCUGCCUUUGGAUCGCAGGCACUUGGCCGCCAUAUCGGCGCGCUGCGAACGCUACAUUGGCACACAGGGUGGAGGUAUGGAUCAGGCCAUCGCCUACCUGGCCAAGGCUGGCUGUGCGCAAUUCAUUGAAUUCCAUCCGGAGUUAAAUGCCACACCUGUACAAUUGCCAGCUGGCGUAUGCUUCAUUGUGGCGAACAGCCUAGCGGCGAAAAACAAAGCCGCUUCAUCGGAUUUCAAUGAACGUGUGGUGGAAUGUCGACUGGCUACGCGCAUUGUUGCAAAGCAUGCGAAGUGCAGCAACUGGCGCAGAAUGAUUCGCUUUGUGGAAUUGCAAGAGUCGUUACGUUGUACGCUCGCUGAGCUGGAAGAGCUGGUGCGGAAAUUGUUGCCAAAGGAUGUUUACUCGCGAAACGAGUUGUGCGCGGCCGAAUUGGAGGUCAACGAUGAGGAAUUCGAAAAGGAAUUUCUCACGGCCAAUACGCGGCAUAUGACACAAUUUAAACUACGUCAACGUGCGCUGCAUGUCGUACAGGAGUCCCUGCGUGUGGCGAAAUUUCGUGAAAUAUGCGCGCAAACAAACGGUGACGGCGACAGCUAUAUCGCGAAUAAGCACUCGCCUCCACACCUCCACAAUGGUGUUAACGGCGUCCAUGGCACAUCGAAUGGCAGCAGUGUCAGCGAACUCCAAGAAAAUGAUGAUGAUGGGGGCCUAACGAAUUCGACGAAACGCUUCACCGUGCUGUCACAAUUGAUGCGUCAAUCGCAUCAAAGUCUUAAGGAGCUGUACGAGUGUUCACACGUUGAUCUGGAUCGAUUGAUUGCCUUAUCCGAUGAGGCAGGUGUGGGCGCACGGCUCACCGGUGCUGGCUGGGGUGGCUGCAUUGUUGCUUGCUGUGAUUCAGUCGAAGCUUCGGCUAAAUACAUAAAAAUGUUAAAGGAAAAAUAUUUCACACUGCUGCCGCCACAUUUGCUGGAUCGUUACGGGGCUAACGACUUUAAUGAUGUUGUAUUCGCGACAUUUCCCGGCAAUGGCGCGGAAAUCUUCAAAUUUAAGUGCGUGUGAUUGUCAACUGCGCCGGAUUCUGUUGGGAAGAUGAAGCUGCCAAAAUCUUGCUGAAAUAUAUUAAAUAAAUAAAUAAAUAAUAACUUGUCUUUAUCAUAUAUCUACCAAAAAUUUGUAACACAAUGGACUUAUAGCAAAUAAAAAAAUUUAUUUAAAGGUAAUGGUAGCAGCUAUUAUUUACUACAAG